CUUUAUAAUUAUUCAGUGUCUAUAUACAUUUUUUUGGGACAUCCUGUAUAUGUUUAGGGUGGACUAUUCAUAAUGCUACUGUGACUUUCCUCAGUGAUUUCAGCAGAAGGUUAAAAAUUAUUCUGUUUUUUAAAGUCAGAGCUGUCCCUGUGGUAUUUGGGAUUUAUUCACAAAAUGAAUGAAUUUUUCUAAAAUCUGAUUUACAGUAAUCAUGACGUGCUUGUUUUGUUACCACAUUGUCUUCGUAGUGUCUAAAGCACGAAGAGUUGGUUAUUGAAAGUGAAGUGGUGCUAGCCAUUUGCAUUCCUGUAGUUCUAAAUGGCUAGCCAUUUGCAUUUCUGUAGUUCUAAAUGGCAGGCUGGCCUCUGGAAGAAAUCUCAAGCCACAGAUAAGACACCACUGCCUUUGAAAUUUGCCUUUUCCUAAAACUAAAUCUCAAACCAGCAUUUAGCUUGUUUAGCUGGGUGAUUAUAGCUCACAUAUGCCUUUCCCAAGCUUAGGGAAACAGAUUGAUAUAAAUUGUAAAAUGCAUCUGUUGGUUAUCUGCCAUCCUAGAUGCAGAUGAAGCCAGUCUUGAUGGCGACAGACAUCACCCCACCCCUGUCCUUUGCCCCUCUGUAGGUGGGGCCUGUACAGAGACAGUGCAUUCUGAUGGACUACAGAUGCAAGACCCCUGCUGUUCCCUGACGACAUACGCUCACACUCAGUCAAUCCCGAUGGGUUGUUGAUAAAUGGAGAAGAUGAUUACAAUGCACAUUUUCUUCUCUGUUAUUUCACAGGGUGCAUGGGCCUCCAACAAACCUUGCUUGCUUACUUACUUAUUUAGACACCUGAGGUAUUUCUGCACCCCAGGAUCCCUCUGAUUAUCUUCAGUUCUACAAGCUUCCCUCCAGACUGUGAGAGUACUCAUUCUUUGUGUCCCCAACACCUAGCAGAGUGCAUGCCAAGGUCUGUCUGUCCUCUAUCCUGCAUCACACCAUUUGGCUCAUUGAAUCAUUUUGAUUACCAGGUACCAUGCAGAGAACAGAAAUGUCACUUUGGGGGAAUAUAAGUUCGGACCACUGUUCAUGAGGUUGUGCUACGAGUUGGAUCUCGAGGAGUCUGCAUUGGAGCUCAUCAAAGACCAGCAGUUACAAGGUUUCUUCUUAGACUCUACAUCAUUCAAUAUUCUGAUGGACAUGUUAUUUAUGAAAGGCAAAUAUAAAAGUGCUUUGGAAGUAUUGAUCGAGAUGAAAAACCAAGAUGUGAAGUUCAGCAAAGAUACCUAUGUUCUUGCUUUUGCCAUUUGCUACAAACUGAAUAGCCCUGUGUCUUUUAACGUCUGUGCUACGUUAAGGGAAGAAGCCCUAAUCAAAGGAGAUGUCCUCCCCAGAAGGGCGUCUUGUUUUGCUGUGGCGCUGGCUCUGAAUCAGAACCAGGUGGAAAAAGCUACAUCCAUUUUUUCUCAAAUCAUGAAGCCAGAAAGCAUAAUCUGCACUAAUUUAAAUCUUAUGAUCCAUAUCCAGUCAAAUAUGUUGAAACCCCUGAUAGAGAUACUAAAGGAUGCCACAGAGGAAAAUGUAUCAAGAUUUGUGAAGAAACUUAAGUUCUCAGAAGAAGUGCUGGCUAAAGUGAGGGAAAAAGUGAAGGAUGUGCCUGCCCUUCUGGCCACAUAUGACGAGCUCUAUGGGAAACUGCACAUAAAUGGCCAGGUCACCACUCACACUCUGGAUGCUCUGCUCUGCCACACCCCCAAACACCUGAAAUCCCACAUGGCAAUUAACAAGAGGACAGUCAGCCGUCGGACCUUCCAGCCGCUCAGCCAGUCCCUGUUGGCUGAGUAACUCUAGGUCCAACCCCCCGAGUUGGAGGGGGCCUGCUUCUAGUGAGUUAUUGGUGUCCUAAGAAAUCAGCACUGGACUCCAGUGGACUCUGUACUAGCACUUGGUCUCCUGAAUUUCCGUGUUCAUUGAGUGCUGGUGUGCCGACCUGAGAAGUUAGUACAUUGUGCCACUUUGAAGGUCUAGAUACAAGUGAGCAGAAAGCUCAGCUCCCUCAGGAAGGAGACUUGCCCUGGCAAACUGCUGAGGAUCCUUGAAGGAACGUGGUCAUGGUCUCCAGUCCAGCUUCUGGUACCAGAUACCCAGAGCAAUAGUGGAAGGAAUUGCACCGUAAGUGGUCAACUCGACUGAGUGGGGAUGGUGGCUUGCUGGAUUCAGACGUUCUGAAUCCUUAUACCACCAUGCUGAGAAGUAGCCCAGGAUUCUCUCACUGCUUCUGUCAUCGUUUAUCUGUGACCCCAGACAAGGUUCUUGAGCCUUCAUGUUUCCAUCUGUAAAAUAAUAGUGCCCAUAUGAACCCGUAUUGAUCUGAAAUUUUCCUGCAAGUCUUAGUAGGGUCAGAUUUCCUCAAAAAUUAAUAAAAAUAAAAAAGGUUUCCCAGAUUUCUUGGGAUUAUGUUUUUUCUCAGCAGCACAAACAAAACCAGAAUUUAGCUCUCAGAAGUGGUAAGUAAGUUCAAAUGAUUACUGCUUUGGUCAUAGGCAAGCCAUGUGCUUUUCAAAAGAAGUGCCAGUGAAAACCACAUAAUGUCUCUGUAUUGCUUAGUCCUCAGUGUGCGUCAUAAACAUCUGUUCCUAUAGUUCAUCUUGUUUGUUAAUGUUUUUCUCUUUGGAUGGUUUAUAUUUUGGUAAAAAUAAAUGUGUCACGGCA
Molecule: messenger RNA, 2690 nt
Organism: Miniopterus natalensis
Lineage: Eukaryota; Metazoa; Chordata; Mammalia; Chiroptera; Miniopteridae
Gene: PTCD2
Product: pentatricopeptide repeat domain 2
Biological process (GO): mitochondrion organization; regulation of mRNA processing; multicellular organism development
Cellular component (GO): mitochondrion
Molecular function (GO): RNA binding; protein binding
Source: RefSeq, a predicted model, not a curated record